Messenger RNA from Osmia lignaria (orchard mason bee), 2841 nucleotides. RefSeq lists its product as uncharacterized. The record is from RefSeq and is a predicted model, not a curated record. Lineage: Eukaryota; Metazoa; Arthropoda; Insecta; Hymenoptera; Megachilidae.
GGGGCAGUUCAGGAGGAACAGUCAUUAUUGCGCCAGUAUAACAUUCGCUUCCAGUUCUCUGCGACGAGUCUGUCGAGUUUUCGAGACACCGUCCACGAGAUCACGAUUCACCUCUGUGCAACGAUCGUUCCACGAGCGUUUACUUGCUUGCUGGCAGAGGUAACCGCGUGGCCGUCUCGAAACGUUGCCUCGUUCACCUCGAACGAUACGAUGAGACUGUUCUCGGGAAACAACGAAAAUGUGACGUGAGUCUGUCGACGACAGACAGCCUUGGCAAGAACGUGACACGUUUUCGCAGUCGACCGCUUAGCGUGGCACGCACUCCGUCGAAAUGCUUGUGAGAAGGACCAAUUUUCACGCGUUCUCCAGUGCGCUUGUGUCGGUACUGUGUUUGGCCCUGGUGGCGCUUCGUGUCGGUCAGGUCACGGGCCAAUUAUUGGACACGGAGUUUCAACCAACGGUUACAGCGACAUGCAAGGCCGGCCACAUGACAAUACGAGUGAAUCUCAAUCAGAGUUUCGUGGGAGCGGUUCACGCCAGAGAUUUUCGGACGCCGCAAUGCAUGGUCCCUGGAAAUGGUUCCACGCACGCGACGCUCGCCAUUAAUCUACUCGCGCCCAAAGGAUCUCCGGAUUACUGUGGUGUCUUGAUAAAUAAUGACACCGAGGAACGUUCCGUUCCCAUCGCGGUGAGGAUACACAAGACCCUGGAGCUGGCGGACGAUAAAUUCUACGUGAUCACGUGCGGAAAAGCCGGAUUCAAAAACGCCAAGAACGAGACGUCGUUGGUGUCGUUGCGCCUUUUGGAGGCAGGUCACAAAGUGCAAGAGGCUAUUUACGGUCACAACUACACUUUGCGUGCUGAGAUCUCGCGACCGGACGGAAUGUACGGGAUCAAAGUGAAAUCCUGCUUCGCGUUCAACAAACGAAACACCAGUGUCCAGUUGAUAGACGAUAAAGGGUGUCCCGUAAAGGCUCGAGUAAUGACGAAAUUCAUAUACGAUCGAAACACCGGCCUGGCGGAUGCGACAUUGUUCUCGAUGUUCCGGUUCCCGGACAGUCCACAGGUGCAUUUUCAAUGCGACAUCGCGGUGUGCAGAGGAAGCUGCGGUAUCCCCGUCUGCGAAGGCGAUAACGAGGAAGAAGUAAAGGGAGCGUCCUUAAUUAAUGGGCAAAGCGUGAGCGGCGAGGAAGGAGUACUUCUUGCCGGCACGAGCGUGUUCGUUCUUGACCCUGGUCAAACGCCAUCUGUACAGACACUGUACGAGGACGGAAGCGUUCACCCGUUAUGGCUCCUCUGGCUGGCAGUAGCUCUCGGCAUUUUGUUCCUCAUCAUGCUCAUAAUCAACAUAUUCCUUUGCUCGGCGAUGACCUGCAGCUGCACCAGGACCGACAUUAUCGAGAAGGAGCCGUCGAUCAUCGAAGACUACGAUCCGUAUCGUAGCUGGCAUGGAUCUCAAUAUGGCUCGAGGUAUUCCUUAAACGGGAAGCAAGGAUACGCUUCCGGAGGAUCGACGAUGAAUUCCACGAGGUCGAUCUCGACGAACAGCGAUCACUACGCCAUAGUUCAUUCCAGACCUGGUAGCCGAUACUCCGGUCCAGGACAGAAGCAUCAUCAUCAUCAUCGAGGGCCACCGUCGAACAUCGGUUCUCACUAUUCCGGGAAAUAAUAUGUUGAACAGAGUUUCCGAACGACGAUAUAAUAGAACGAACUGAUUUAUCGAUUAACGUUCCGAACACGAACUUUUUUACUAUGUAAUAAUUCAAUCACGUGUAACGGGUACUUCGAUUCGAUGGAAUCAUUGCUCACACAGGACAAACUACACGAGUACCAGUGGCAGUAGAGAAUAUAAAUUGAUCCUUGACUCGAAACUGAAGCUAUGCUUGAUUACAACGUUUUAUAAUUCCGAAGAAAAAGAAAAACGAUUAUUAACCCAUUUGCUAGCACGAUCCCCAAAUGGGGAUUUGAAUAUAUAUAUAUAUAUAUUUUUUUUUUUAUCACUUGCAAUUAUAUUAAAUAAAAUGUUAAAUAAAAAUAUCAAAAAUAAAAAUUUGGCAGUUAAUGGAUUAAUAAUUGAUUGAUAAUUUGAAGUAUUAGAAGAAAAUUUGUUUUUUAUCGUGGCUGUCAUUUGAGAGAUUCAUUUCGCGUUAAGGAUUGAUCCACGUAGCUUGAUACGUCCUCCAUAGUUACUACUAAUAUAUUACGUGCGUAAAAAAAGAAUCAUAAUUCUUGUUUUCGUUAGAGUAUUUUUGUACUAAUGUCCAAGUAUCCGUAUAGUUGUCUGUCCCUUCCUUCAACGAGACAGGAAGUCUGUAGCGCAAAUUAGAUGACGAUCGAACGAUUAAAUUUGAUACGUCUCAAAUGUCGAGGUAUUGCAAUCGUUUCAUUUAUAGCUAGAGUCUAAGCUCGAGAAAUGGUUCUUCAGCUAGAUCGUAUAUGUAUCAUAUAAUAGUCAUAAACGUAGGUAUUUAGCACUAAUAACGUUGCGCAAUAUUGUACUUAAUUAAAAUCGGACGAAAGCUUUUGUAUAUAAAUUCAUCGAAUCGGAAAUCAUUGCUCGUAUUCAACGACACGUAGAUUCGUCGAUUUACUAUCAUCGAAAUCCACGUACACAUGGUACACGCGCAACUGACACCAUCCAACUACGAGUAUUAACGAAUGAAAUUUUAUAUUUUUUAUAAGAUCUUCGAUAUUUCGAGAAACGACGGGAACAAGGGAUAAAACAUAGUCUCUUUUCCCUAUCGUCGAUACGAUUAUUUUGUAACAGCUCAAUGAAACAUUCCACGUUCAACGAGUCACAGCUACAUGUCUUUUAAAUACAUUAAAAAUUUGUCAAAGUGA